AUGAUGGCGGAUAUUGGAACAGAGAUAGAGAAAGUAGAGAUGUUGGAUCCAGAGACGGAGUUUCUGGCAUCGAAGCGAGAGACGGGGAACGAGUGGGAGCUGUAUAAGGAAAAUGUAAGGCCCCUGAAGAGAGGCCGCAAAAUCGCCAUCUUAAACGACGCUCUCAAAGCUCACAACGACAAUGACAUCAAGAAGUCCCUCUUUGACCAACGAAGGCGAUUGAUUCAAGCGAUUGACGAGUAUAAAGGAGAAGACCCUCUCCACCCAUGGCUUGAGUGUAUCAAGUGGGUUCAGGAAGCAUUUCCACCUGGUGGAGAUUGCUCAGGGUUGGUUGUGAUGUACGAGCAAUGUGUGCGUACAUUUUGGCAUUCAGACCGUUACAAGGAUGAUCUCCGCUAUCUCAAAGUCUGGUUGGAAUAUGCUGAAAAUUGUGCGGAUGCUCAAGUCAUAUACAGUUUUCUCGAUGCAAAUGAAAUUGGGAAGACACAUUCUGUGUUCUACAUAUCAUAUGCUUUGGUCAUGGAAUCCAAGAACAAGAUGAAAGCUGCCAAUGAAAUAUUUAAUCUUGGAAUUUCCAGGAAUGCUCUCCCCAUAGAAAAAUUGAAGGAUGCAUAUAGGAAAUUUAUUGCUCGCUCAAUGAGCAGACCAAAAGCUUCAGAGGAGGAUUCAACGGAGAAACGCUUACCCAUCCGAAGCUUUGGAACUGUCCUUUCCAGGGGAGAAAAUAGAAUGCAGACUUUGGACAGCUCUGAUCUUUCUAGGAAGGAUUCAAAGGCAAAAGGGGAUCGUGUUCUGGCUCCAAUUAACAUUAACAUUUAUAAGGAUUCAAAUUCUGCUGAUAUUGGCUCUCAUCACCAUCCAGACGUGUCAAAGCCAGACGUGAAUUCUUGGCACAGCCUUGGACCUAGGGCAGAGAGAAACAAAGAAAAUAAUGCAAUCCCUACCAAGUGGAGAUCAUACAAGAUUCCACAGAGACCUGGAUCUAGAACUAGAGGAGCAGGUGCUAGUAGUGCCUGUAUUGAGGUUUUUGUUGAUGAAGAAUGUGAAGAGACACAUAGAAAGAAUGUUGAGAGUGCCAAAUCUUCAGCCUUGCAGCUUCGACAGGAGGAAGAGCGAGCUCUCAAAAGGGAAACGGAUUUGUUGCGGGAGGACCCCUUACGCAAUUUCCCUUCCAACAGCCUUCCUAGAUGA
This is a messenger RNA of Prunus armeniaca (apricot), 1191 nucleotides long. The record is from the annotation of a GenBank genome assembly. Lineage: Eukaryota; Viridiplantae; Streptophyta; Magnoliopsida; Rosales; Rosaceae.